This is a messenger RNA of Syzygium oleosum, 2088 nucleotides long. RefSeq names its product thiamine-repressible mitochondrial transport protein THI74-like. Gene Ontology annotation, cellular component: membrane. The coding region runs from base 512 to 1627 and encodes 371 amino acids. Lineage: Eukaryota; Viridiplantae; Streptophyta; Magnoliopsida; Myrtales; Myrtaceae. The transcript is spliced from 8 exons. The record is from RefSeq and is a predicted model, not a curated record. Gene Ontology annotation, biological process: regulation of peptide transport.
AGUGGAAAGAGAGAGAGAGAGAGAGAGAGAGAGAGAGAGAGAGAGAGACAGGGGUGCAUUUCGAGCGGAUACGAAAGAGGCUCGCGGCGUCAGCCGAUGAUGGCCCACCAGAAUUCCUAACGAAGGGAGUAAUUUAAAGAUGGCCGCAUUUGCUAAAUACUACCAACGAUCGAGACGAUCUGCCAUUCCUCUUGACGUUAAUUGCUUUCCUCCGUUACAUUCCUUCCCUCCUUCUUCUUCUUCUUCUUCUCUGCCUCUUCAAAUCCAAUACCUCUCGUUUUCUUGGCAAUUCGUUUUCCCCGGGGAGAAGGGAGUCGAAAACCCAUUGCUCCUUUCCUGAAGCACCCGUUUCUCGACUCGGCCUCGAGCAUCGGAAUCGCGCGAUCUUGGAUCGCGCUCGCUCUUCUAAGCACCGAGUUGGGUUUUUUUUCUUGGAGACAGCUUGGAGAUCCGAAGGAUUGAAGCGAGCUUUGGCUCGGUUUGAUCACCUGGGUCGGGCUAGAUUUCUCUCAUGGGUUGGAGAUACAGGGCUGGUUUGUUCCUUAUAGCUGCGGUCGUAAUCAUCUGGGUUACCUCUGCUGAAGUCACCCAGGAUAUUUUUACAGAUUACAAGCAGCCAUUUGCAGUGACAUAUAUUGGAGCUUCUCUUAUGGUAGUUUACCUCCCAAUAGCAUUUCUCAAGGACUGGUUAUAUAAAUUACUUAAACAGCGCAGUUCGAAAGUGGGCAAACAUGCAGAAAGCACGAAUGAAACUUCUCCUGGAAUUAGUUCUCCCCUAAAAUAUAUUGGUGCACAGAAUGUGUUUGAAAUUGAAUCUGCUUUGCCCAGAAAAGAUAGUGAAGUUGACCUCUCACCUAAUGGAGAAACAAGUCCAUUGGUUCCUAAAAGAAAAGAUGAUAGGAAAAGGGAGCUAACAGCGAAGGAGAUUGCUAUCUAUGGAUGUUACAUUGCCCCUAUCUGGUUUGUAACAGAGUAUUUAUCAAAUGCAGCCCUCGCAAGAACAAGUGUUGCUAGUACGACUGUACUAUCAUCCACUUCAGGUCUUUUCACUCUGUUCAUCGGUGUCCUUUUGGGCCAGGAUUCUUUAAAUGUAUCAAAAGUUGUUGCAGUCUUCAUCAGCAUGGCUGGUGUUGCGAUGACAACUCUUGGGAAAACUUGGGCAGCUGACGACUCCAAAUUUAACACUUCUUUAAAUGGGAAACGCUCUCUUGUUGGGGAUCUCUUCGGCUUGCUUUCAGCUAUGUCGUAUGGGCUAUUCACAGUACUUCUCAAGAAGUUUGCCGGUGAAGAAGGGGAGGGAGUUGAUGUGCAAAAGUUGUUUGGAUACAUUGGAUUGUUUACCUUUGUAGCUCUAUGGUGGCUUGUAUUGCCGUUGACAGCAUUAGGGAUAGAGCCCAAGUUCAAAAUUCCCAAUUCUGUAAAAAUGGAUGAAGUUGUUCUUGCCAAUGGCUUAGUUGGAAGUGUCCUUUCCGACUAUUUCUGGGCAUUGUGUGUUGUAUGGACAACACCAUUAGUGGCUACACUAGGGAUGUCUCUCACCAUACCACUUGCAAUGUUGGCUGACAUGGUGAUCCAUGGUCGUCAUUAUUCCGCAAUUUACAUCCUCGGCUCAACUCAGGGGAUCUGACAUAUGCUUCACCUGACUUUUGGUUGAAAUUCUUUUAUGAACUCUCUACAUUGCUGUACAGCUACAUGGUGUCAAUCAUUAUCAGGGUCUAGCCCCAAAGUCCAUAAUUAACAAAAUACCUUUUGGAAGAACUAGUGUAAUUAUGAAAACCUGCCAAUGGAAAUUGAGGACCUUUCUUCUUGGUUGAGUUAUUAGAUGUCCAAAGCAUGACACACUUAUAAUUUCUUGACGACACCAUAUAGCUGAUAGGUUGUUUCCUGCUAUCUUAACAAGGAAGAGAUUGACAACAGUCCCUACUGUUUUAUUCUGGUAUUCCUGUGAUCAUUGGAGAGUUCCUGUCUAUUAGCAUUUAGUCAAUUGGAUAUCAAGGCAACAAAAUGGCUUUAUUUCAGAAAAGAAUUCGAUUUGUAACAUCAUGGCCAAUCAUGCAUCUGCAAGAAAAUUUACUGUCUUUUGUGCCC